AUGAUCCAUUCUGUUUAGAGAAUUCUUAGUCAGAAAAUGGAUUUGGGUUUGGGUGGAGGCAGAAGAAGGGUUGUGGUAAUUGGUGGGGGCGUCGCCGGUUCCCUCAUCGCAAAAUCUAUCCAAUUUCUUUCUGAUGUCACUCUCAUCGAUCAGAAGGAAUAUUUUGAGAUCCCCUGGGCCAGCCUGAGGGCAAUGGUGGAGCCAUCAUUUGGCGAGAGAUCGGUGAUCAACCAUAGAGACUAUCUCACAAAUGGUCGUCUAGUUACGUCUAGUGCGAUCAACGUCACUGAAACUGAAGUCUUGACUGCAGAGGGCCGUCUGAUUGCGUACGAUUACCUUGUCAUCGCCACUGGCCACACCGAUUCUUUUCCGAAAACAAGGACCGAGAGACUAAAAGAAUACCAAGCAGAGUAUGAGAAGAUCAAUUCGGCUCAUUCCAUUUUGAUCGUUGGAGGAGGCCCCACUGGCGUCGAACUUGCAGGAGAAAUCGCGGUCGAUUGCCCAGAUAAGAACCUUACUUUAGUGCAUGAUGGUUCAAGGUUGCUGGAAUUCAUUGGACCAAAAGCAGCUGACAAAACUCUGAAUUGGUUGACAUCAAAGAAAGUUGAGGUGAAACUGGAGCAAUCAGUCCGUCUAGACGAUAUCUCGGACGGAGGGAAAACAUAUCUCACUUCAGAUGGAGAUAUUCUCAAGGCAGAUUGUCAUUUCCUAUGCACUGGAAAACCACUUGGUUCUCUUUGGCUUAGAGGAACUAAUUUGAAAAAUAACUUGGAUAAUCAUGGAAGGUUAAUGGUUGAUGAGAAUCUAAGAGUGAAGGGUCGGAAAAACGUAUUUGCCAUCGGAGACAUUACUGAUGUUCCAGAGAUCAAGCAAGGGUAUUUGGCACAAAAACAUGCUUUAGUGGCUGCAAAGAACUUGAAGCUAUUGAUGGAAGGAGAAAAAGAGAGCAAAUUGGCUAAGUACCAGCCUUCUUCUGUAAAGGCAAUAGUUUCACUUGGUCGGAGAGACGCGGUGGCGCAGUUAUCGUUCACCACCGUUAUAGGAAGCGUUCCGGGAAUGAUCAAAUCUAGAGACCUUUUUGUAGGGAAGACAAGGAAGAAGUUGGGUCUAGAAAUCAAACUUUAGAUGAUUAAUUAUAUGUAAUUAAGGUGAUGUGCAUAUCAUUGAAGAAUGAAUUUUUCCUUCUUUAACGUACAAAAGGUUAAGACGUAAAAUGUACCUUUACAUGCGUAUGCAUGCGCAUUUCUAGACUUGCGUAACAAUAUAUUAUAGU
This is a messenger RNA of Morus notabilis, 1273 nucleotides long. RefSeq names its product apoptosis-inducing factor homolog B. Gene Ontology annotation, molecular function: flavin adenine dinucleotide binding; electron-transferring-flavoprotein dehydrogenase activity. The record is from RefSeq and is a predicted model, not a curated record. Lineage: Eukaryota; Viridiplantae; Streptophyta; Magnoliopsida; Rosales; Moraceae. The transcript has 4 exons. Gene Ontology annotation, cellular component: cytoplasm. Bases 37 to 1125 code for a protein of 362 amino acids.